Symbiodinium sp. CCMP2456 is the source of this 1227-nucleotide messenger RNA. The record is from the annotation of a GenBank genome assembly. NCBI's taxonomy places the organism in Eukaryota, Dinophyceae, Suessiales, Symbiodiniaceae.
AUGUGGCCUUCUCCUUUGCCGUCACCUGCCAGAUCUGUCAAUGGAGACGAGGUUGUAACAACAGCUGUUAACAAUCCGUUGGCUCAGCAGGGCAUGAAGUGGUUGUCUAAGCUGGGUGAGUUUGUUCAGAGGAAAGUAUCGCAGCAAUCGCGCCCUGGCGAGCAGACGACGGUGGUUCAGGAGACAGUGUGGACCCCGACUCGAGGAUCCCGAAGAGAAACUGAGCCGCUGUUUGACAGGUCGCAGGCACAUAGACUGCAAGAGAUGGCGCUGGCGGCACCGCAGUUAUAUGGCUCGGUGCAGCGAGCCAGUGGAGGCUCGGACUCGUCGAGGUCGUUCACCAAGGAGCAGCUGGAGAACGAGGUCAAAAAACAAGUGGAUCGAGCCUUGGAACAGCAGCGUGGUGUUACCGAGGAAAAUGAGCGGCUGAAGCUGGAAGUGGAAAGACUGAAGGCUGAGAUUGUUCCGUGCGCAGCCAGGGAAGCGACAAAUGCAGCUUUGAGGGCUUUGAGGGUGACAAAUCACAAUGGCCUGCUGUUCUUCGUGGUGAUGUGUUUAUGCUUGGUCAAAGGCGUUCAAGGAGAUAAAGAGGCUCUAUCUUUAGAUGCUUCGGUCGAGUUCUACGUGGUAGCAGUGAUCACUUUGAUUGCGGCAGUUGGUUUGUGGGAGUUCGCCAAGAAAGUUCUGAACAAGACGUGGUCCUGGUGGAAUGCCAGACAGCGCAGGCAGAUGCGCACUGAGAGGCUGAGGAGCAGGACACGAGAUGCAGUUCAGGAGGAGCUGCGACGUCGUGAAGAUGAACUAAUGACGACGCCCAUGACACCACCAACUUCAACGAACCGCUCGAGGAGGCAGGGAUCUUCGGUUCAGGAGGAGUUGCGACGUCGGGAAAUGGAACUGACAACGGCAUCUAUGACGCCACCAACGUCAACAAGCCGCUUGAGGAGGCAGGGUUCUUUGUCUACGUCGAGGCGAUCUAUGGAUGGACAAACAACAAGCUUCGAUGUGGGGGUGCAGACGGACCCAGGAGUUCCCAUGAUUCCAGUCAACAGGUUGUCCAGCUAUACGGGGCCCUUUUAUAUCACUACGCAUGGCGACAAGAUUCACAUGGCAUCGUAUUGCCAUGGGCAAAGGAAUGCUACAAGGGCAUCAAAGAGGUACGACUUGUGCGACUACUGUGAUAGGGCUCGCGGUCUCUAUGUUCUUGUACCUCCAGUAGACGAUUAG